AUGUCUACCACGUCCAGCACGCCCGACCUCUUCCGCGAAGUUUUCCCCGACUUGGCUAAGAAAGCGUCGACUGUUUGUGUCGACAUGGGUAUUAGUACUGUGGGUGUGCUCGAGGCGGCCCUGGAGGACAAGGAGCUGACCGACGAACUAUUGAGAAGGCUGGCCUUGCCACAAGGGGUCACCCGCCUGCGGGACACUGACCCUUCUCUCCAAGUCGACUCUGCCCUCGGUACCUAUUUAAGAUCCUAUGAGUCUCACGAGUUGAUAGCUGUAGCCUUGGCUAAACCGGCGGUGAGCCAAUCUGGCAUACCGAGGCCACCUUCGGGCAAGGGUAUACGUAGGCAAGGGAGCGCUAUGCACUUCGGUGCUGACACUUGCCGUUUCACUCGCCAAUCCUGUCCCUUCGGUAGGGAUUGCCGUUAUCGUAAACAUUUCGGCGACCCCCAAUCUAAGCCUUAUUGGCAGAACGGUCAAGGUGGGGAGAAGGACAGUAGCUUCGGGUCUGAUAAACGCCCUAGGACUGGGCAGGUGAAGGAUGAACGAUCAAGGAAGAACCCUAAGGACCAAUAG
This is a messenger RNA of Perkinsus marinus ATCC 50983, 570 nucleotides long. RefSeq lists its product as hypothetical. Lineage: Eukaryota; Perkinsozoa; Perkinsida; Perkinsidae. The record is from RefSeq and is a predicted model, not a curated record. The transcript is spliced from 2 exons. Bases 1 to 570 code for a protein of 189 amino acids.